Molecule: messenger RNA, 1169 nt
Organism: Lentinula edodes (shiitake mushroom)
Lineage: Eukaryota; Fungi; Basidiomycota; Agaricomycetes; Agaricales; Omphalotaceae
Exons: 2
Coding region: 198-1106 (302 amino acids)
Biological process (GO): double-strand break repair via homologous recombination; DNA strand invasion
Cellular component (GO): replication fork; centrosome; Rad51B-Rad51C-Rad51D-XRCC2 complex
Molecular function (GO): four-way junction DNA binding
Source: RefSeq, a predicted model, not a curated record
UGUCAAUAUCAUCAUGAAUUUCAACAAAAUGAUUCAAGAAAUUCAUUCGGAGCCUCUUCAAACUGUCUGUGUCUGGUCUGGUCUCACUCUUGAAGUAUUAGGUCUCAAUCAUGACUUAGCUUCUGUCUACAGCGCGAUGCCAAGAAUCGAUUCCGUUGAACAUUUACGCAUCAGAACCCGAUGCACUUCACCCUUCGAUGCGUCAGGGGAUGCCUUCUAAUUUUCCUCGCUUGGGCGACGUACUGGAAAUCCAAGGCCCGCCUGCUUCCGGAAAAUCUCACUUACUAUGUCUCCUCAUGAUUAUCUGUAUUAUCCCGACCACUUACGCGUCGACAUCGCUCGGAGGAUGGGGCAAAGUAACCAUCCUAUACGACACAUGCGCGACAUUUGAUCUAGCUCGCUUUAAACAGCUUCUGACCUCGCACCUGGCGACGACAUUGAAAAACAAGGACUCAAACGAUAUACAGAUACUAGUGAAGCGUUCUUUGCAAAAUCUUCACAUAUUCCGUCCCAGCUCCUCGAUACAGCUAGCUGCGACUUUAUUUCGCCUACCAUCCUAUCACCAGAUCAACCUGCCUGACUCCGAAAUCGGCAUUUUGGCUAUAGACUCCAUGAGUGCCUUCUGCUGGGCCGAUCGCUUCACUGCUGAACAGUUGAGAGCCACACCCACUUCUAGGGUAAAUGAAUCUCACAAUCCCUUGAAACAUGUUAUAGUGGCCCUGCAACGAUUCCAUCACACUCAUAAACCGUUGAUCGUCUUUACCAACUGGGGUCUAACUCCUGAGGUAAUCGAAGACGAGAGAGGUUCGUUUUCCUAUCGCCAACAUCUGAACCCACCUCCUGCUCUAUUUCCCGCCGUGGAAGUUAGCGCCACAUCGGAGUACUCGUUCGCCAGCGCUCUACCUUUGACAUUUCAUAUCACCCUCUCGAUGGCAAAAGUACCACAGUUCCCUGUCGAUCUCUCUUUCACAGAUACUUCUAUCCAACGGAGUUUCGCAACUCGUCAGAUCACUGGUAUCAUUCGAUCUGCCCGUAGCUCGCAGGCAAGUCGAAUCGCUUUUAAGAUUGAGGCUGACCACAUGGAUCUCCCAAUUGUUCUUUCUUGAUGUGCUAUACAUAGACGAAUAAAGUCAUACAUCUAACUUGGAGUUUGCUAUCGUGGCGUCAGU